AUGUCCAGCAGCACUUGGACAGCGUCGGAAACGCCACCCGCAGCGGUGCACGUCUCUGGACAGCAGCAGUCCAGCACCACCCCCAUGUCUCGCCCAGCACAUAGUAUGAGCAGCGAGGAAACGUUGAAAGAGCUUCGCGCAGAUCCCUCUUCCGGCUUGUCGUCUGACGAGGCUGAGCAACGGCUCGCCAGCGUCGGCCGCAACGAGCUCGAGCAGAAAAAGGGUGUGCAGCCAAUCAAAAUAUUCAUUGAGCAAAUAUUCAAUGCAAUGACCUUGGUGCUGCUUCUUGCACUCGCCGCCAGUUUCGGCAUCCGGGCCUGGGUAGAAGGCGGUAUCCUCGGUGGCAUUAUCGUCCUCAACAUAUUCAUUGGCUACUUUCAGACACUGCAGGCCGAACGCACCAUUGACUCGUUGCGAACGCUUGGCAGCCCUACCUGCAACGUCUUUCGAGAUGGUGCCACCGUCACCAUUCAGACCGCCGAGGUGGUGCCCGGUGAUAUUGUCCAUCUCAACACGGGCGACUCUGUGCCUGCGGAUAUCCGGCUGUUUGAAGCAGUCAAUCUCGAGGCCGACGAGGCCCUCUUGACCGGCGAAGCAGCCCCCGUGUUGAAGAUGCCCGCUCUCGUGUUCGACGAGGACACGGGACCCGGCGACCGCCUCAAUGUCGUCUUUAGCUCGACUACAGUGACCAAAGGUCGCGGGCGCGGAGUCGUUUUUGCUACCGGAAUGUCUACAGAAAUUGGUCUCAUUGCAAGAGCUCUUCAGAGCGACGGCAAAAAGGCGGCUGUCCAAGACACCACCGGAGCUACAGAUUCCUGGUUCAAGAGAGCCCGGAAAUCUGCCGUUGGAGCCGCCCUCGGCGAAUUCUUUGGUCUGACUGUCGGCACGCCUCUCCAGAAAAAGCUCGCGCAGCUCUUUCUUGGACUCUUGGGCUUUGCCAUUAUCUGCGCCAUUAUUGUUCUUGGGGCAAACAAGUUCAACACCCAGACCGACGUCAUCCUGUAUGCCGUCACCACGGCCAUUGGCACCAUUCCGGUCUCGCUCCUCCUGGUCCUCACCGUGACAAUGGCUGCCGGAACCAAAAAGAUGCUUCAACGCCACGUCAUUGUACGAAACCUACAAAGUCUCGAGGCUCUUGGUGGAGUUACUAAUGUCUGCUCUGACAAGACCGGCACCAUCACCCAGGGCCGCAUGGUUGUCCGCAAGGCCUGGCUUCCAGGCACUGGCACAUACUCGGUCGAGACCACCAACGACGUGUACAAUCCAACUGUGGGCGAUGUGUCCUUUGCCACCACAGAACCCAAAAACAUGGACCAGACGGACAACAUGAAAUCCGAGCCUUUACAGUCCAUCACCCCGACGGAGCAUGUCGGUGCAACGCCUGCUCUCCAAUGGUACCUCAACAUUGCGUCGCUAGCAAACCUUGCCACUCUGGAGCAAGGCGACGACAGCGAGGAAAAGGAUUCUGGAGAGUGGAAGGCUCGCGGAGCCCCUACCGAGAUUGCAAUCGAAGUGUUUGCGUCGCGGUUCGGCUGGAACCGCAUCGUGCUUUCUCAAGGCCCCUCUGCCAAAUGGAACCACGUGGCCGAGUUUCCAUUCGACUCGGACGUCAAGAAGAUGUCAGUCUUGUGUCGCGACACGGAAUCUCAGCAGACUCAUGUCUUUACCAAGGGCGCCGUCGAGCGCGUACUGGAUAUCUGCACCAAGAUUGCAUUUCAGGAAGAGAUUCGUGAUUUGACAGCAGAGAUCAAGGACAACAUUCUGGCCAACAUGGACGCGCUCGCCAGCCAGGGUCUCCGCGUCCUCGCUCUGGCUCACAAGGUCAACGAGACGACGACGACGACCGAAAUCUCCGCCUCCGACUUUGCCGCUGGCGCGACCGCGACUAGCCCCUCGCGCGAUGCCUUUGAGCACGGCCUCGUGUUCCGCGGCCUCGUCGGCAUCUACGACCCGCCGCGGCCCGAAUCCGCCCCCAGCGUGCGCGCCUUUCACGAGGCCGGCAUCGCCGUGCACAUGCUCACGGGCGACCACCCGCAGACGGCGCGCGCCAUUGCCCGGGAUGUAGGCAUAUUGCCAGCAUCCGAAGCCGCGGAGGAGGAGGAGGCCACGGAGUUAUCAUCGCUGAUGACGACGGCGCAGCGCUUCGACGCGCUGUCCGACGCGCAAAUCGACGAGCUGCCGCAGCUGCCGCUCGUCGUGGCCCGCUGCGCGCCCAGCACCAAAGUCCGCAUGAUUGAGGCGCUGCACCGCCGCGGCAGGUACGUCGCCAUGACGGGCGACGGCGUCAACGACAGCCCCAGCCUGAAGCGCGCCGACAUUGGCAUCGCCAUGGGCACCGGCUCCGACGUUGCCAAGGAGUCGUCCGACAUUGUGCUCACAGACGACAACUUUGCCUCGAUUCUCAACGCCAUUGAGGAGGGCCGCCGCAUCUUUGACAAUAUCCAGAAAUUCAUUCUCCAUGUUUUGGCGGCCAACAUUGGCUUUGUCAUUUCGCUGCUCAUUGGCCUCUCCUUCAAGGACCACCAAGGCGUGUCUGUGUUUUUGCUGUCGCCGGUCGAGAUCCUCUGGAUGCUGCUCGGCACGGGCGCAUUCUCGGAGACGGGACUGGGCUUUGAAAAGGCAGUCCCGGAUAUUCUGAAACGUCCUCCUCAUAAUCUCAAAUACGGCGUCUUUACUCCCGAAUUCAUUCUCGACAUGGUGGUCUACGGCAUCCUCAUGGCAGGCUGCGUUCUCGGCUCCUUCACCGUCGUCAUCUUUGGCUUCGACAAUGGCAACCUCGGCGUCGACUGCAACAACCGCUACUCGACCGCCUGCGACGAGGUGUUUCGCGCACGCGCCACCUGCUACGCCACCAUGACUUGGAUCUUUUUGCUCUUUUCCUGGGAGCUCAUUGACUUUCGCCGCUCCAUGUUUUACAUGCCCAAGGGCCUGGGCGCCUGGGCCGGCCACCUCUGGAGCAACAAGUUUUUAUUCUUUUCGGUAACGGUCGUGUUUGCCAUUGUUUUCCCAACCAUUUAUAUUCCGGGCUUGAAUCAUGUCGUGUUUCUGCACACCGGCAUCACGUGGGAGUGGGCAGUCGUCUUCAUCUCGGUUGGUGUGUGGAUGACGGGCACCGAGACUUGGAAGUGGAUGAAGCGUGCCUACUUUCGUCGCACGGCGCCAAGGACCCAGACUGCUCCGGGUAUUAGUGUGGUAUAG
Messenger RNA from Beauveria bassiana ARSEF 2860, 3198 nucleotides. Its product is annotated as calcium-transporting ATPase. Gene Ontology annotation, molecular function: ATP hydrolysis activity; P-type calcium transporter activity; ATP binding. The record is from RefSeq and is a predicted model, not a curated record. Bases 1 to 3198 code for a protein of 1065 amino acids. Gene Ontology annotation, biological process: intracellular calcium ion homeostasis; calcium ion transmembrane transport. Lineage: Eukaryota; Fungi; Ascomycota; Sordariomycetes; Hypocreales; Cordycipitaceae. Gene Ontology annotation, cellular component: plasma membrane. The transcript is spliced from 4 exons.